AUGUCGGAUGCCUCGGCGCAGAUGUCGAGAGGACCCGCACGGAUCCGGACCCCGAACCCUGCCCCGAUGCGCCGCACGAGAUUGCCGUCGGUGGACGCGGGCGGCUCGAGAGCUCGUGGAACAACGUCUGCGACGGGCAAUCGGGUGGUCACUGGUGGCCGCCCGUCCAUCAGCAGUAUGGGCAGCAUCAACGCCGGCGGCAGCAACAGCGGCGGCGCGCCUCUGCGGACACCGGGUCACCGAUCAACCGUGUCGCGCAACAGCAACUACAAGAUCCCUGCGUCAAACUCGUUAUCGCACAUCCGCCUACUUACGGCGCAGAUGCAGCGGCUCGAGGCCAGAGUGCACUCGGUGCGCUCCAAGCUUCCGGCGCCCGGCAGCGGCGGCAGCACUCCGCCUCGCCCGGUUUCGCGACCCCCGAUACUCGCCGCACCACCUCCCACCGCGCCGACGUCGCUCACCGUUCGAUCGCGCAAGCGAGCCACCACGCAGUCAACCGUAUCCACGGUAUUUACUGGAGACGACUUGACGCCCACUAGCAGUUAUGCUUCGUCAUCUAGGACUAGCCACACGCCUCGGCUUAGCACGUCGGGCGUUAACAAGCUCUCGUUUGGCACGCUAUCCAGCGGUCACGGCCGGGGCAACGAAUCGGAGUCCAGCCGGCCGGUCUCGCGGGCCAGCCACACCUCUUACGGCAGGCCGCCGUCUCGCAACGAUCUGCCUCCACCACCGCGGCCAAUGUCGCGAAGCUCCUUCUCGGCAGGAACUCGGACUCCCCUCGGCCGGCCAGCGUCCUCUUUCGGCAACUCUGGACGCGGACACUCUGGUAGUGUGAGCGGCGUCGACCUGCUGGGAGAGGACUAUGAACCCGUUUACCGCACGCCUAGCAGGCGAGGCACGUUUUCCACCAGGUACGAUUUAGGAGCAGGCAUCAGCGGCAUCCCGACGCCGGGCAAGCGGAAGCAGGAGAAUCAGCCUUAG
Trichoderma citrinoviride is the source of this 981-nucleotide messenger RNA. RefSeq lists its product as hypothetical. Bases 1 to 981 code for a protein of 326 amino acids. The record is from RefSeq and is a predicted model, not a curated record. The transcript has 2 exons. Lineage: Eukaryota; Fungi; Ascomycota; Sordariomycetes; Hypocreales; Hypocreaceae.